AUGAUAAAUGAAAAUGAAGACAUUUACCUUUAUCCAACAUUGUAUAAAAUAUGGUUAGAUAUAAGUAAAUUAGGAGUAGAUAAUAUUGAAUCAAUAAAAUGUAACCCUGAAUGCUUAAGGAAUAAUUUCGAAGUAAUGUGUCGGAUUGUAGACGAUAUUUUAAUUACAUUUGGUAAUAUAAAUAAUACUAAAGAUAUUGACAGAAAUAAGAUAACUACUGAUCUUAUUGAUUUAUUGGGUGAUACCAGAAUUGAAUUAAUAUUUUAUAUGAUAGAAAAUGUUAAGAAGCUAAAUUCUGAACUAGAGGCACUGAAAUAUUACUAUAGUAUGAAUAUAAAUAUGGAUAAUAAAGAGGUUGAUACCCAUAAACUACUUUCUUCUCUUUCAUUUAUUGAUAUGGAUAAUUUAGAUAUGUAUAAUUCUCAUAAAACAAUUAGAACUAAGAUGCCAAUUUCAAAUACUGAUAAUUCUGAAACAAAAUUUUCAAGUUUAAAUGAAAAUAUGAGCAAAAAAGUAGAACAUACUUUACCUUCAAUUAAUUUGAAUGAGGAUUUAAAUUUUUCUAUAAAUAAUAAAAUUAAUUUAUUACAAGGACAAGUGCAUAACAAAACUGAGUUAUAUGAAGAAGUUUAUAUUGCACCUCCAAAUAAUAAUAUAUCUAUUAAUACUUCUAGUGGAAAUAUUGUAUCAAUAAAGGUAUUACCUAGGUAUUUUUGGGAUGUAUUUGAAGGUAUUUCACAUUUUAAUACUAUUCAAUCUUGUGUUUUCAAAAGUGCAUAUAAAACAUCUGAAAAUGUUUUAGUUGCAGCACCUACAGGAGCAGGAAAAACAAAUAUUGCACUUCUUGUAAUAUUAAGAAGUAUUGAGACAUAUCUUCAAUCAUUAGGAUUACAAUGCAAUUCUUCAAAUUUGAUUAAUUUGGGAGCUAAGAAUUUUAAAGUGAUAUAUAUUGCACCAAUGAAAUCUUUGGUAGGAGAAAUAACUAGAAAGUUUACUAAAUCAUUAAAACAUAUUGGAUUAAAGAUAACAGAGCUUACAGCUGAUGUUGUUAUAUCUAAGAAGGAUUUAAAUGAAUUUCAUAUAAUUGUGACAGUACCUGAAAAGUGGGAUAUUUUGACAAGAUCUACUUUAUCUGGACCUUCAGAUAAUACAACCUUCCUUAAUACUAUACAAUGUAUCAUUUUAGAUGAAAUACAUAUGUUAGGUGAUGAAAGAGGUCCAUCUGUAGAAGCAAUUGUUGCACGUACAAUAACAAAUAUAGAAAUAACUCAAAGCAAAGUUAGACUAGUUGGAUUAUCAGCAACAUUACCGAAUUGGAUGGAUUUUGCAGAAUUUCUUCAUGUAUCAAAAGAACAUGCAUAUUAUUUUGAUUUAAAAUUUCGACCAGUACCAUUAGAAAAUACAAUAAUUGGAAUAUAUGAUCCUGUAAAAAAAUACAGCUAUACAGCUACCAAAAAUAUAAAUAAUAAUUUGAGGGAGAAUACAGAUUUACCUCAAAAUAAAAGUUUUGAUGAUAUAAUCAAUGAAAUUCUAUUUUCUAAAUUAAAAGAAACAUUAUUAAGUGGAAAUCAAAUUCUUGUAUUUGUUCAUUCACGGAAUGAAACAAUUGUUACAGCAGAAUAUAUUAAGAGUAGACUAAAUGAAUCGGAAUAUAUAUUUAAAAAUACAGAAGUUUCAAAAAUAGAAAAUAAAUACAUUGAAAUACAAGAUGACAUGCCAUUUUUAUAUAAGAACUUAACUAAGAAUAAUACUGAUUUGAAUGAUAAGGAGAUGAAUGAUUUUGUUACAUAUAAAAAAAUGGUUGCAAAAUGUGGAAGUCCAUGGAUUCAAGAUUUAUUUAAAUAUAGAAUUGGAAUUCAUCAUGCUGGUUUAUUACCUUCACAACGUCGAUUAAGUGAGAAAUUAUUUGCUAGUGGUAUAGUAAGAGUACUAGUCACAACUGCAACACUAGCUUGGGGUGUGAAUCUUCCAGCUCAUCAAGUUAUAAUAAAAGGGACAGAUGUAUAUGAUAGUAAAAAUGGUCGUUAUAAAGACAUUGGUAUUUUAGAUAUUUUACAGAUUUUUGGUCGUGCUGGACGUCCACAAUUUGAUAUUUUGGGAUCAGCUAUACUAUUAACCAAGAUAAACAAAUUACAUCAUUAUGUUAGGCAACUAACAUACCAAGUUCCUAUAGAGUCAUUAUUAGGAAGAGGUUCUGAACUUUGCAAUUUAAUUAAUACAGAAGUUUGUAGAGGUCUAAUUUUGAAUUUUGAUGAUAUAAUGCGCUGGAUAAAAUAUACAUUUUUUUUUGUACGUAUUAGAAAAUCACCUUUAUAUUAUGGGUUAACACAUGAGGAUAUACUAAAUGAUUAUGAUUUUAUUGAAUCUCUGAAAAAAAUUAUAAUGAAUUCAUUAUUAAGUUUACGAAAUUCUAAGCUUAUUCGAUAUAAUAUUACCAGUAGUGAAAUAUAUGCAACACAAAAUGGGAGAUUAGCUUCCAAAUAUUACAUUGACUUUGUUACAGCAAAUAUAUUUAGAGAAAUGCUCAUAGACAACAAUUAUAAAAGUAGUGAAGAUCUCAAUGAAGUAAUAAAUUUUGGUGGUUUUAAUUUGUCAAUUAUAAAAUAUAUGAAGGAUGAUAUUGACAUAUUAUUAACUUUGGGUUCUGCUACGGAAUUUUCUAGUAUGAUAUCUAGAAAUGAUGAAGUUUAUGAACUCGAAAAAAUAAAAUUAAAUCCUUUUAUAUCUUCACUUUUAAAAGGAAGAAUACUUGAUGUGUUAGAUACAAAUGUAAAAAUAAUGUUAUUAUUACUAGCAUGCACAGCAAGAAUUGAAAUAAAAACCCCAACAUUGAUUCUUGACUCAUGUUAUAUUAUACAAAAUUCAAUUAGACUAUUAAUGUUUAUGUUUGAAAUAGUUCAACUAACUCCAUCAAAUGUAGCUGAACAAGCUUUUAGAAUACUAGAAUGGACAAAAAUGAUUCGAAUGCGCAUGAAUUACAAUGAUUGUAUGCUGAGACAUUUUGUAUAUCACUAUUCUCUAAAUAAUAAUAGAUUAAAUAUUGAAACAGAGUAUAUAAUUGGAAAGCAUAAGAAUAUUGGGCCCUUGAAGUUAGAUUCUAUUAUAAGAUUAGAAAAUUAUGCUCAUUGGGAUAUUAUUAAGGAAUAUUCAAUUAGUGAAUUGAAAGAUAUUGUAUAUUCUGAAGCAUCACGUGUUUUACAUUAUAUAAAAAUUGUACCUAAUAUUAUUAUUGAGAAUAUUAAUUUAGUCCCAAUUUCAGUAAAGGUUGCUAAAUUUGAUUUAAAGUUGAAACCAUCAUGGCAAUGGGUAGACCGUUGGCAUGGAAUGCAUGAAUCAUUCAUUUUAUGGAUAGAAAAUCCAGAUAGUGGUGGGAUAAUUUACUCUAGUUCAUUUGUUAUACAGAAAAAAAAAGUCAACGAAUUGCUUGUAAUUAGUGAAUAUAUUCCAAUUCCAAUUCCUACUCCAUUCCAAUUGAUUAUUAGGAUUAUAUCUGAGAAAUGGGUAAAUUUAUCAUUUGAGAGUACAGUAAAUUUCAAAAGUAUAGUUGAUGAGUUUAAUUAUAGAAGUUCAUUAUAUUAUUCAAACAUUUUAUCUAAUUGUAAAGAUUCACUUUCAAAGCAGCAUUUUACUUCUGAUUAUACACAAUUAUUAGAUCUGCAUCCAUUGAAUAUUAAUAUAUUAAAUAUUCCUUUGCUAGAGGAAUAUUAUAAUCAAGUUAAAAAAGUUAUAUUUUUGAAUCCUAUUCAAACUCAAUUGUUUUAUAUUUUAUAUCACACUAAUGAAAAUAUUUUUCUUGGUGCACCUACUGGUUCCGGAAAAACAAUGAUUGCAGAAAUAGCUAUAUUUAGGACACUAUUUAAAUGUACCAAUAAUUUAAUUCCAUUCAGUAAUUGUAUGAAAGAUAAACCAAGAAUUGUUUAUAUCGCUCCUUUAAAGGCACUUGCAAUGGAAAGAUAUAAUGAAUGGAAAACUCUAUUUAACAAAUAUUUAAAUAUAAAUAUUUUACUUAUUACUGGAAACACUAAUCCUACUGCAAAGGAGCUAUUUGAAGCAUAUAUAUAUAUUACUACACCAGAAAAGUGGGAUAGCUUAACAAGACGUUGGUGGAGUGAAAAAAAGUCUUACAUAAGAACUGUGCGACUUGUUAUAUUUGAUGAAAUUCAUCUUUUAGGUCAGGAACCAAGGGGUGCAGUUAUAGAAAUUUUAAUUUGUAGAAUGAAAUUUAUGAAUAAAGUUAUUGAAAAAACAAAACAAGUAGAUACAUGUAGUGUAUGCUCUUCUAUAAGGAUAAUUGGUCUCUCAACAUCUUUGGCAAACUCAAAAGAAUUGGCAUUAUGGAUGGGGGUUUCAACUGUUGGAUAUUUCAACUUUACAUCUGCGAUACGUCCAGUACCUUGCACUGUUUAUAUUUCAGGGUUUUCUGAAAAGCACUACUGUCCUCGUAUGUCUACAAUGAACUUACCUAUGUAUCGUUUCAUUAAGGAACACUCUGCAAAUAAACCAGUACUAAUUUUUACAUCUUCUAGACGUCAAACAAGGUUAACUGCAUUAGCCAUAGUACAUUUUUGCUUAUUUGAGAACAAUACAAACAAAUUUAUAUCUUUAAAUAGUAGCGAUGAAGUUCGAGAGAUAGCAUUAUCAGUAAGUGAUAAUACUUUAAAGCAAACAUUAGAAUUUGGUAUUGGGAUCCAUCAUGCAGGUAUGAAGGAGAAUGAUAAAACACUAGUGGAGUAUUUAUUUCUCAAUGGUAAAAUAAAAAUAGUUGUUUCUACUUCUACUUUAGCAUGGGGGGUAAAUUUCCCUGCUUAUCUAGUUGUUGUUAAGGGUACAGAAUUUUACGAUGGUUAUAAACAGAGAUAUGUAGAUUAUCCAGUUACUGACAUUAUUCAAAUGAUAGGCCGUGCUGGGAGGCCCCAGUUUGAUUCAAACGCUAUUGGAUACAUUAUGACCUAUGAACCUAAGAAGCAAUAUUAUAAAAGAUUUUUAUAUGAUCCUUUACCUCUGGAAUCAUCACUGCAUUUGAAUAUACUUUGUGAAGUAAUUAAUGCAGAAAUUUCAGCAAGAUCUAUAAGAAAUAAGCUGGAUGCAAUUCAAUUCCUUUUUAACUCCUUUUUAUUUAGAAGGAUUAUCUUAAGCCCUGGAUAUUAUGAUCCAAAUAUUUUUCAAGAGGAUUAUUCUAUAAGUAUAGUAAAUAAUGAUGUAAAUUUAAGAUAUUCACUUAUUUCUAAAAUAUUUGGGAAAAUGAUUGAUAACGUAAUUGAAACAUUAAUUGAAAAACGAUGUAUACAAAUUUCUACAGGAGAAUCAAUUUGUGAUACUAUUGAUAAAACAGAUUCUUCUAAAUAUUCUUGGACGGACUUAUAUGGUAGUAGUAUUACUAGUCAAGAUUCUUUAUGUAAUUUGCAAUAUUUUAUUCCAACUUUUUUGGGACAAGUUUCUGCAUUUUUUUAUAUAAAAUGUGAGACUACUGAAUUCAUUGAAAGCGAACUGUAUAAUAAGUUUGUAAAUCCAAAUAGAGAUGUUUUCAAAGUUGGUCAUUUUCUAUAUGGUUGGGUAGAUAUUUUGAGAUUUCUAUGCAAAAGCACUGAAUUUAAUUUGCAUCCUGUUAGGCACAAUGAAGAUAUAAUAUGCACGAAACUGUAUAAAAAGUGCCCUCUUGGAAUCCUUCCAUAUGAGACUAUGCAAAGUCCCUACCAAAAAGUGUUUUUGUUACUUCAAUGUUAUUUAUUUGGGAUACCUGUUCCAGUUAUAGAUUUUGUAAAUGAUAUACAUAGUAUACUGGAGCAACUAGAUCGUAUUAUACAGGCUUGUUUAUAUUUAAAUGUAUUUGGAAGAAUUAAAUCGUACAGUGCUUUUUUAUCUAUUCUAUGUGUUCAACAAUGCAUUAAACAAAAUAUUCAUCCUUUCCAGUCAACACUAUUGCAAAUUCCCUUUAUUGAAACUCUUGAUGAUAUAAAAUAUAUCAAAAGAAAUUAUAAAGUAGAUACGUUUCACGAAUUUAUAUACAAGUCUAAAUCGUGUCCAAGCACUAAAAAGAUUUUAUUUCCAAAUAAUAUAGAUUCUGUAGAAAGUAUUUUCAGUUGGAUUCUAAGUAUACCUAUUUUUAAGAUUGAUUCAUCAAUUCAAGCAAGUUCUAAAGAUCCUACUUGCAACUCUAAUAAUGAAGUAAAUUGUCUUUAUAUUCAAAUUAUACUUGAUCAAAAGUCCCAUAUAAGAUGGUCCUCAGAAUUCUGGUUUGCUAUCGCUACUAUUAAGGAUGAUAAGAUCUUGCAUAUAUCAAAACUUCAUAAUUCUGAUUUUUCACUUGAAAAUAAUAUUCUAAUUUAUUCAAUAAAUCUUGAACUAUCUGUUGAAUUUAUUUCAUCUGGCAUUAUUGCAUCGAUCAAUUCAGACAAAUACAUGGGACUGAGUAUAGAAAAAGUGGUCUGCUAA
This is a messenger RNA of Cryptosporidium muris RN66, 6432 nucleotides long. Its product is annotated as DEAD/DEAH box helicase family protein. Gene Ontology annotation, molecular function: nucleic acid binding; ATP binding. The transcript has a single exon. The record is from RefSeq and is a predicted model, not a curated record. The coding region runs from base 1 to 6432 and encodes 2143 amino acids. Lineage: Eukaryota; Apicomplexa; Conoidasida; Eucoccidiorida; Cryptosporidiidae.